Messenger RNA from Dictyostelium discoideum AX4, 4812 nucleotides. Its product is annotated as Phox domain-containing protein. Gene Ontology annotation, biological process: vesicle-mediated transport. Gene Ontology annotation, molecular function: phosphatidylinositol binding; guanyl-nucleotide exchange factor activity; GTP binding. The coding region runs from base 1 to 4812 and encodes 1603 amino acids. The record is from RefSeq and is a predicted model, not a curated record. The transcript has 3 exons. Lineage: Eukaryota; Evosea; Eumycetozoa; Dictyosteliales; Dictyosteliaceae.
AUGACAGUCAAAGAUCGUAGUGGUAGCACAUCAAGUAGUGGUGGUUUUAUUGGCACUUCAAAAAGUAGAAGUAACACCAUAGAUAACAACAAUAGCAAUAUUAAUAACAAUAAUAAUAAUAAUAAUAUUGCAGAAGUGUCAAAGUCAACAAUAGCAAUAAACAAUAAUGGAGCUCAACAACCACCACCACCACAACAACAACCAUCAUUAGUAGUAGAUAAUAAUAAUAAUAAUAAUAAUACAGAUAAUAAAAGAAUUAAAAUUAUUAAAAGUGCAUCAAUUACAUUAACAGAGACAAUAUCACCAAAGAAGAAACCAUAUACAGUGUAUAGGAUAGAAGUUGAAUUACAAGAUGAAUCAUCAAUUUAUACAGUGUAUAGAAGAUAUUCAGAAUUUUUAGAAUUUGAUUUAAAGUUACACUCUGCGUUUCCAUUAGCAAAGAUACCAUUCCCACCAAAGAAAGCAUUUGGUAAAAUGAAUAAUGAAUUCAUAGUUCAAAGAAAAGAUGAUCUUCAAAAAUUUGUAAAUUCAAUCUUUAACAAUGCUGAACUUGGUACUCAAUUAUCAACUCAUCCAAUCGUUGUAUCAUUCUUUGAAGCAAAUGAAUUUGAUAUUGAACAUUCUUUAAAUACUCGUAGAAUUAAUAGUAAUAAUAAUAAUAAUGGUAAUGGCAAUGGUAAUAGUGGUGGUGGUAGCAAUGGUGGAAUUAAUAGUAAUUAUAAUAGUUAUAAUAGUAAUAUAAUUGGUAGUAGUUAUGGUAGUAUAUUAAUGGUACCAAAUAGUAGUAGUAAUAUAGGAGCAUCGAAUAAAUCCAAUAAUAAUGAUAUUUUAGUGACAAGAUUUAUAAUGUCAACACUUUCUUUUUGGGCACAUCUUUUAGAUUUACCAUCAUUAUUAUCAUUAUCAGCCACAUGUAAUUAUCUAUUCAAUACGAUCUCAAGUUAUUCGGACCUUUGGAAAAUUUUAUACUAUGAACAAUUCUCACUAUUACAUCAUGAUCAACCACAUAUAACAGAUUGUCAAUGUCAAUAUACACAUACAUUAAAUCAUAAUUUAUUUUCAAAUGGUUCUUUCAAUAGUUUAAAAGAAUCUUUAUCAAAUUUAAAUAUUACUGAUAGUAAUAAUAAUAAUAAUAAUAAUACAACUAAUAGUACAACUAAUAAUAAUAAUAAUAGCAAUAAUAAUAAUAAUAAUACAAUUAAUAAUGGUGGAUUAGGUAGAUCUUCAAGUUUAAUAUCAUUACAUGAAACAGAAGAAGAAAUUAAAAAGGAUAAUAAUAAUAAUAAUAUUAUUACUAAUGGUAAUAACACAAAUCAACCUAAAAAAAUCAAAUGCCAUAAAUUAACAUCAUCACAAUCAUCACUCUCGACAUUAUCUUCAUUAUAUAUAUCAUCAAAUUUAAAUUUAAAUUCAUUCAAAAAAAAAGAAAAAGAGAUUGAAAAAGAGAAUCAACCAAACGAGAAAAAAGAAAAUAAAAAUGAAAAUGAAAAAGAAUUUGAAAAACAACAAGAAAAUGAAAAAGAAUUUGAAAAUGAAAAACAAAAGGAAAAGGAUAAAGAAACUACAAAUAAUAAUAAUAAUAUUAAUAAUAAUAAUAAUAAUAAUAAUAAUAAUAAUAAUAAUAAUAAUAAUAAUAAUAAUAAUAAUAAUAAUUUAACAAAUAUAAAUAGUAAUUUAAAUAAUAGUAUAAAGAAUAUAAAUCAAACAUUUUAUUUAAAUUCAAAACCAAUAGUAGAAUUUAAUAGGGUUUUAUUCCUACAUUUAUUAUCAACUCAUUUUAAAUUAAGAACUUGUAUCGAUAGUCAUAUUUCCGAUAGAUAUUGUGAUUGUUUUGCUCUCAAAUUUCGUGGUUCUAUCAUUGGUAUAACUGAUACUCCAAAAUCAUUAUUAUCCUCUUUCGACACUGUACAUUUAAAUAGUAAUCAAAACAACAACAACAACAACAACAACAACAACAACAACAACAACAACAACAACAACAACAACAACAACAACAACAACAACAACAACAACAACAACAACAAUAAUAAUAAUCAAAAUAAUAAUAAUAAUAAUCAAAAUGAUGAUAAUAAUCAAAAUAAUAUUAUUGAUAAUAAUUAUGAAAAGAAAAAUGAAUUAUCAGGAUCAGAAUCUGAUGAAAUCGAAUCAACAGAAGAAAGUGAUAAUGAAGAUGUUGAAGAGGAUUUAAAAAUCUCUCAUACCAUUUCAAAUAAUAAGAUAUUAUGUAUUCAAACAUUUAUAGAUUGUAGAGAGAAUAUUACGACCAAUGAAAGAUUAUUUAGUCUAUCGCAAGCUCACUUUGUUAUAAUCACAUUCUCAUUGAUUGAUAAACAAUCAUUUGAAGAUGUUUCAAAUAAGUGGUGGGAAGAUGUAAGAAAUGUUUGUUCAGAAGCACCGAUUAUAUUAGUUGGUUUACAUAGAGAUCAACGUGAGAAUUAUCAACCAUCCGAUCAAACUAUCUCUUAUCUUCAAGGUUUAGAAUUAUCUCAACAAUUACCAAAUUGUUUAGCUUACAUUGAAAAUCCUUCUGCUUCUGAUGGUGUUGGUGGUAAUAGAAAUUCCCUAUUAUCUGAAUUGUCUUCUCAAUUAGUUCAUUAUUAUAGAACUUCUGUUUUUAAAUAUGAAAUUAAAAAGAAUAAAUAUGAAAUUAAUAUUAAUUUCUUAUCAAAGAUUUAUCCAUUUUAUUCAAAUGAUUAUUUAUUCGGAGCAUUAUCAAGUUGGAGUGGUGAUAUUGAAAAAACUAUGGAAAUGUUAACAGAGAAAGAGAAUAAAGUAACAUCACCUUCAACUACACCAACACUACCAAUAAAGAAUAAAUCAAGAAGUAUGCAUAUUAGAAAUAGAAUUCCAAGUGGUAAAUCAAAAUCAACAUUAUCAUUUUCAACACCUGGUACAAAUAUACAAAAAUCACCAUCAAAAGGAAAAUCACAAACAAAUAAUAAUAAUAAUAAUAAUAAUAAUAAUAAUAAUAAUAAUAAUAAUAAUAAUAAUAAUAAUAAUAAUAAUAAUAACAAUAACAAUAAUAGUAGUAGUACUUCACCUACUAAUUCAAAAUGGGUAUCAUCUAGUUCAUCAUCACUUGGUUCAAGAUCAGAAUUAAGACAAAGUUGGAAUUUAGAAUUAGCAAAAAUGGAUAAACCAGAAAGAGAUAGGUUAAUUGAAGGUUAUUUUUCACUUUCACAAAAUAAUAAUAAUAAUAAUAAUAAUAAUAAUAAUAACAACAAUAAUAAUAAUAAUGGUUCAUUAGUAGCACCAAAAAGAGGUUCCAUAAUUAUUUUUAGUAGUAGUACAAAUGCUACAGCUGCAAGUUCUAAAAGUAGCUCAACCAUUGAUAAUAAUGAAAUAACAAAUAAUUUAUCAAGUUCAAAUGAUAAUAAUAAUACAAAGAGUUUAACAUCAUCAAAUGAUAAUAAUAAUCAACAACAACAACAACAAUCUGUAUCACCACCAUCACCAGCAACAAUUAGACAACAAAUUAGAAUACCAGAAGCACAAGUUAAUUCAUUAGUUGAAAAGUUAAAGAAAUCAUCAGUUGAUGAUUUUAUUAAAGGUUUUUUAAAAAAGAAAUCACAAAGUCAGGAUGCUUUAGCAGAGAUGAUCCUAUCAUUUAUGAGGGAAAUGAAAACAAAGAUUCAAAGUAAUCAAAUCUAUAGUUCAAUACCAUCAAAUCUUUUAAUGGAUUCAAAUAUUGAAGAGGAUAUAACCGCUCCACCUUUGGCUGAAAUUGAAAAUUAUCUAUAUCAAACCGUUUACAAAAUCGUAUUCUCAACGCCUGAUACUUUGGAACGUGAUACUCUCCUCUCUGAACGUAUGAGUAAAUUAGUAUUUGUCGAACCAAAACAUUUGGAAAUUUCGCCCAUUCAUUGUGAUAAAGAUCUUUGGUUUACUGCUCAACAAGAGUUACAAGCUUUAAAUGAACUUUAUUCACCUUCUCAAAAAUUAGAAUGUGUUUUAAAAUGUUGUAAAAUUAUUUUAUUUUUAUUAUCAAAUUCUGAUAGUCCAGGUGGUGCAGAUGAUUUCUUACCACAUUUAAUUUAUGUUGUAAUUCAUGCAAAUGUACCAAAUCUGUGUAGUAAUUUCGAAUUUAUAUCAAAGUUUUGUAGUCAAGACCAAUUGAAAAUGGAGAGAUACUACUAUUUAACAACUUUUGGUAUUGCCGUUACCUUUUUAGAGAAUAUCGAUGCCAAACAAUUGAAAAUCGAUCCAGACGAAUAUAAUGCCUAUAUGAGUGGAAAAAAGAAACCAAAAGAAUAUGAUCCAUCAAAAGCUAAAAUUAUGCAAAAACUAGGUAUCGAUGAAAAGACUGCUUCCUUGAUUGAAUUUUCUCCAAAGAAACACGGAAGAAAACCAUCCUCAAAUAAUGGAGCCAAUAGUAGUUUGGGUAGUGUCGAUGCAAAUGGUAAUAGUAUUAUAAGUGGAGAUGUAGAGAUUUUAAGUUCAAGUGUUGGUAGUGUCAAUAGUAACUAUAGCAUUGGAAAUAGUAGUAGUUUAGGUACCAAUGGCGUAGAUCAUUUCGAUGAUGAUAUCUUGAAACAAUCAACCAAUGAACAAUUAUUACCAAUUCAAUCUUGGGAUAGUCCCUCUACUGUUUUAGAGUCUUCCAAAGAUCUUUCAUUUGAUCUUAAAGAAGGUAAAAAACUAUUACUGCGUUUAAAUAAUAAUAACAAUAAUAACAAUAAUAAUAAUAAUAAUAACAAUAAUAAUAAUAGUAAUGGUGCUAAUAAUAUAAAUAAUAUAAAUAAUAAUAAUAAUACGAAUGAUUCAAAUAAUGAUAAACCCGAAGAAAUUGAAAAUCCUUUAUUUCAACCAUAA